Molecule: messenger RNA, 2202 nt
Organism: Populus euphratica (Euphrates poplar)
Lineage: Eukaryota; Viridiplantae; Streptophyta; Magnoliopsida; Malpighiales; Salicaceae
Product: protein CUP-SHAPED COTYLEDON 3-like
Exons: 8
Coding region: 345-1928 (527 amino acids)
Biological process (GO): regulation of DNA-templated transcription
Molecular function (GO): DNA binding
Source: RefSeq, a predicted model, not a curated record
UACUGUACCUUUUAAUGACACAGUAGCGGGCAACUUCUUCGUCCCGGCUGAACUAGGACCCAUGCCAUUGAAUGGUGGGGUCCCUUUUUCUACAAUAUGUACGGCAUUUCUUCCACUCCCAUGGCUUCUCAAUAGAAUCUCUUAGUCAAUCUCAAGUCAAUGCUUUCUUGAAGAUCACAACAGAACAACACAAGACACCCUCCUCCUUGUCUCUCAAUCCACAACCUGUUUUAGGACGAGGAAUGAAACUGCCUUCUUGUUAGUAGCCCUGCUUCUUGUUUUAUUUGCAACUUUGCUUUAUUUCUACGUUCAACUAGCACUUUUAAAACCAGUAAUUGUAUGUGAUGGCGCCGGUGGGAUUCAGAUUCCAUCCAACUGAAGAAGAAAUCAUCCGUUAUUAUCUGAAACACAAAAUGGACGGCCGUGAUUUCCUCGUUGAUGAUCAUAUUGGUGAGGUUGAUCUUUAUCGGCGGGAUCCAUGGGAAUUACCUGAUUCUGCGAGAAUAACGUCAAAUGAUCGAGUGUGGUAUUACUUUUGUCGGCUUGAUUACAAGCACUCAAAUAGUAAACGAGCUAGUAGGGAAACCAAGAAUGGAUACUGGAAAUCGACCGGCAAGGUUCGUGAUAUCAAGGCUAGACGCACAGGUGAGGUGAUUGGUACGAAGAGGACUCUGGUUUUCCAAUACAGACGUCCUGAUUCUAAAAAAGUGGUCGGGACCAGCUGGGUCAUCCACGAAUUCCAUGCUAGAACUUCCACUCCCGACCAGAGGGCUCUUGUUCUUUGCAAGUUAAAGGAUAAGGCAGAUGACUCGGCUGCUAAUUUGCCUGAUGAUGAAGGUGAGCCUAUUCUGGUUAUGGGUUCUAAUGUUGAAAAUAAUGCGGUGCUGAAUAACAACCAAGAGGUAGAUGCACUGCAAUCUUUCAUUGACAAUCAUGGGGCAAGUUUUGGUUUUCUUUCUGCUCUGCAGUCACAGAACCAUGUGCAGAAUAAUAACCAAGAGGUAGAUGCAGCGCUACUGCAAUCUCUCAUUGACAAUCAUGGGGCAAGUUUUGGUUUUCCUUCUGCUUUGGAGUCACAGAACCAUGUGCAGAACAAUAACCAAGAGGUAGAUGCAGAGCAACUGCAAUUUCUCAUUGACAGUCAAGAGGCCGGUUUCGAUUCUCCUUCUGCACUGCAGUCACAGAACCUUGAUGACCUUGAUGAAGAGGAUGUGAUAGAUUUUGCAGAUUCUCUCCUUAUUGCUCCAGAUGAAUAUGGCGUUGAAAUUCCUCCACACCUCCUAAAUGAUUACACCCCACCAACACCAAGGUCGUCAAGUAAUGCUUAUGUUUUGGAUAGCAGUGGCAGAGAAACUUAUCUUGGCUAUGGAGAGUCUCCGAACUUGUAUGGUGGGCACGGUAGUUCAAGGGCAUACCGGCAGAGGCAAAUGGCUCAUAGUGAUGAUACCCUCUUGAUGGGGCCAUCUUCCAUGGAUUCCACGACUGUAACUAGGCAUGAACAGAUUAAUUUAAUUCAAUCAGACUUUCCAAGGAUCCACAAAGCUCAGCAUGCACCAAUACCCCACAGCUUCAUGGAGCACGAGGGAAUUUCUGCUAAAGGAGAUCAAUUGCUGGGUGGGAUUUCAAGCACAGCAUCCAAACAUAAGGCCAGAGAAGGUGCAAGGCAAGUUGUUAAUAGUGGUCUGCCUAAGAAGGUUGGCAUAGAAUCUGUAAAAGACAGGAAAAUAGUUCAGGUUAUGAACGCAAAGCCGGCUGUGAAGUCGAGAUCAAAUGGCUCGGCUGGCAAUGAAAGGUGGGGCCGUUUCAUUCACCUUGAAACAACUACAUCAAGCCAUACAUCGACUCCUCCAUCUGUUUAUCUUUUCAAUUUAGUCCUGGGUCUGUUUCUGUUCUUAAUCAUGCUCAGAGAAGUGCUGAUUGUUCACUGAGAGAAGCUUCUCUUGUAAGGCUAUCGUCAAGAGUUUCCAGUAUAACAAGAACACUUUAUUUUUUGCGAGAAAAGGUCAGCAAGAGGAGGACUUGAAAUCCCAAAAUAUUAAACCCUCAACCGGCUGACAGAAUGGAUUUCUGUUUUUGCUAGCUUGUAUAUAUAUUGCCCCUUUCUCAUGGCUGCCGGGGCUAGACUGUAGUUACUGUUUGCUGUAUAAAUUAUAUUAUGUUAUAAUUAUUACAAGAAAACUCUAAAGAGCAUGGGUUUUUCAA